AUUUCUGAGGUUUAUAAACUUUACCAUAGAUGUAGAUUAAUAUAUAUAUAUAAUGAAAGUUGUAAUAUCCCAUUAUAAUGGGUUUGUGAACCUGAUUGUGCUUUCUGGUUCACUAGGACACAAACAAGUGUACAGUAGAUGUUUUUGUCCCAUUUUUCUAUUUAAAAAGGAGCUUUUAUUUACAGUAUGUUUCCCCAUUGUGGGGUCAAUUAAAGAUCAAUCUUCUUAAAAACUGACUUUAUGAUCAGUCAUAAAGAUUUCUAUCAAAUGUUUUAGUCUAUUCCAUCUUGGAGUUGCUGGUUAGGGUUUACUAAAUCCUGAAACACAAGAAACAUCAUCCAGCAUUCUUACUUCCUGUCUGUCUGUGUGAAUUUUCCUAAACUCACUUGCAGUAAAUUGACACCACAAACUUCCAGGCGUGCACAGUGGAGUUUGUUUUAACUCUGCCCCUGUUAAGUUGUGUACUUACAUGUGCCGACCUGGAGGGAGGCUGACAUCUGGCUGAGAGGGAUGAGUGUCUGUGUGAGAAAGGAGAAGACGCUGUGAAGAAGGAAUCCUGCACUUGUUUUCAGAGUUCGGCUCAAAGCCCAGCUGAAUGGGAAGAAUGGACAGUGAAAUGGAAACAAUGACCUCCAGUCUCGACUGUCCUAUGAGUCCAAGUCAUUUGACAGGCCUGGGGACGAACGGUCCUCUUUCCCCCAAAUACAGACACUCGGGACCAGGUCUCUCUAGUCCACAGGAAUACAACCAGUGGCUGCCAUUCCGCCAUGAUGCCAGCCUCCUGCCCAUGAAAGAAGAUCUGGCUCUGUGGCUCAACAACAUCAUGGGUGUUACCCUGACUGCAGAUGGUCUGAUGGAGCAGCUGGAUAACGGUGUUCUCCUCUGUCAGCUGGCAAAGCUCCUCCAAGAGAAGAUGACGAACGUCAACACUGCAAAGUCCCAGCCGUUUGUGAGAAGAGUGAUCCACUGGAGAGCUGAUGCAACGUCUGGAUCCUUUUUUGCACGAGACAACACCGCCAACUUCCUCUACUGGUGUCGAAAGAUUGGCGUCGAUGAGUCUUACCUCUUUGAAUCUGAGGAUUUGGUCCUCCACAAGCAGCCUCGGGAGGUGUGUCUGUGUCUGAUGGAUGUGGGCCGGAUUGCAGCCAGGUUUGGCGUGGAGCCCCCAGGUCUGGUGAAGUUGGAGAGAGAAAUAGAAAGAGAAGAGGAAGGUGGCUUCUCCCCAUCAUCCCCUCUCGCCUUUUUCCCAUCCACCUGUUUUUAUUCACCGUCUCCGUCCUCGCUGCCUCCAACCCCCUCACCCUCUCCUCCUCUCACUGCUCCCCUCUCUCUCAGUCUGCCUGAAGCCCUCCCUGCUGCCUCUGAUCUUCCAUCAGCCACCACAAACCCAGCGCUUACAUGUUCAUCCCCACCUGACCCCUCAUGCUCAGCCUCUAACCCGCGUCCAAAUGCAGCCCCCACACAAACACCUUUGUUCUCCUCGUCCUGCGUCUCGGACACAUCUGCUACGUCUGUGCUGUCUGAGCCUUCGCCAGACCAAACUCUGGUCUGCCCCACAACAGCAGACAAACACUCUCCUUCAGUCACUAUUGCCUCCCCACCUGCAACACCCAGUUCACGUUCAUUCAACAAAUCUUCAGGCAGGAGGAGCUCAGGAACCAGCAUUUUGGAUGACAUUGUUCGAAGCAUCAUAGAAAACCCCCCCUGCAGCUGCCCCACAAGGUUUUCUGUUGAAAAGCAGCCAAAAGGCAGCUACCGUGUCGGGGAUAAAGUUCUGUACAUACGGAUGCUGAACGAGCGUCAUGUGAUGGUGCGUGUUGGUGGAGGAUGGGAGACCUUCGUGGGUUACCUGCAGAAGCACGACCCUUGCAGAGGUGGAGGAGGGUCGGCGGGCAGACCUGAGGUCAGGGUCUGUCGGGAAAAAGCCAAAGCACCCAGCCUGAACUUCUCACCGGACAACUACAUGGUGGUUGGAGCCCAUUUCCGUGGGAAAAAGUAGGCCUCCUAACUGAGUUUUACCUUUUACCUCUAAUACAAAAUAGACCUUCAUUUACUGAUGAGGCUCAGUAAAUUACCUGUAGAAGGUUGUCACUAAAACUUCCCAACAGUAUUUGAACAGUUGCAACAAACAUCAAGCCUUCUCUGCUGCAGUCAUGUAAGGUUUUUGCUAAUUUGGACUGAAAAAAGUAACAUUUUUAAUUCAUUUAUACGUGUAAAACAAUGUGGCAGUUGAUAAUGCUGCUGUUUUGUGUUUUUU
Oryzias melastigma (Indian medaka) is the source of this 2257-nucleotide messenger RNA. RefSeq names its product growth arrest-specific 2b (gene gas2b). The coding region runs from base 596 to 1999 and encodes 467 amino acids. The transcript has 8 exons. Gene Ontology annotation, biological process: actin crosslink formation. The record is from RefSeq and is a predicted model, not a curated record. Gene Ontology annotation, molecular function: microtubule binding; cytoskeletal adaptor activity; actin filament binding. NCBI's taxonomy places the organism in Eukaryota, Metazoa, Chordata, Actinopteri, Beloniformes, Adrianichthyidae. Gene Ontology annotation, cellular component: actin filament.